Nothobranchius furzeri (turquoise killifish) is the source of this 2865-nucleotide messenger RNA. The record is from RefSeq and is a predicted model, not a curated record. NCBI's taxonomy places the organism in Eukaryota, Metazoa, Chordata, Actinopteri, Cyprinodontiformes, Nothobranchiidae.
CCUGGCCAACAGGUGGCGGUAACACGUUCAUUGUUCUCCGAGCGCCAACCAAAAGCAAGACGAAGAAGUAAAGGACUGAUAGCAAACAUAGCUUGUUGUAUGAGGUGAAUGUUGAGUCUCUGGGUUAAACCAUCGACAUAUAUACGGCUUAAACAUGUAUUCAGGAGAGUCUCUGAUGGAGUUUGUCAACAAGCAAGUAGCUACUGCUAGAAAACUCAUCACGAAGGUUGAAGAAGCCCUGGCCCAGUUCGAGGAAGGUCACGGUAGUCGGCGUAGACUGUCGGAUAUGAGCUGGGAACCACAGAGCACACACAGAGCAGAACUUCCACAGCAUCAUGUCUGGGAAAACAAGAUGGCUCUGACUGACCAGCAGCUCUCUAAACAGAAAUGGACCUCCAGUUUGGACCAGAAGGAACCAGAACCUCCACUGAUGAAAGAGGAACAACAAGACCUCCUUAUCCAUCAGCAUGAAGGGCAGUUUCUUCUGAAGCAGGAAGUUGAUACCUUCAUGGAGAUUUCUCCUUCUGAAGAAACAGACUGUCAUGAACCAGAACCAAACAAGAACCAACCCUUGUGUCAGAGUUCUACAGAAGCUGAGAACCAAGAUCAGGGUGGAUGCAGGAAAGAAAACUCAGAAUCAAACAGCAAUGAAGGACUGACACGUAAUAAAAUAUGCCAAUCCAAAGAUCACAGAGACAGUGUAGAUGAUAAAAAACAAAAAAGGCACAAGAGGGCUCACACAGGUGAGAAGCCAUAUCCAUGUAAAACUUGUGGUAAAUGUUUUCGUGUCAGUAGUUCCUUGACUAAACACAUGAGAACUCACACAGGUGAGAAGCCAUAUCCAUGUAAAACUUGUGGUAAAUGUUUUAGUGACAGUGAUUCCUUGACUACACACAUGAGAACUCACACAGGUGAGAAGCCAUAUCCAUGUAAAACUUGUGGUAAAUGUUUUAGUGACAAUAGUCCCUUGACUACACACAUGAGAACUCACACAGGUGAGAAGCCAUAUCCAUGUAAAACUUGUGGUAAAUGUUUUAGUGACAGUAGUUCCUUGACUAAACACAUGAGAACUCACACAGGUAAGAAGCCAUAUCCAUGUAAAACUUGUGGUAAAUGUUUUAGUGACAGUGGUCCCUUGACUAAACACAUGAGAACUCACACAGGUGAGAAGCCAUAUCCAUGUAAAACUUGUGGUAAAUGUUUUAGUGACAGUGGUCACUUGACUAUACACAUGAGAACUCACACAGGUGAGAAGCCAUAUCCAUGUAAAACUUGUGGUAAAUGUUUUAGUGUCAGUGGUCACUUGACUACACACAUGAGAACUCACACAGGUGAGAAGCCAUAUCCAUGUAAAACUUGUGGUAAAUGUUUUAGUGUCAGUGAUAGCUUGACUAAACACAUGAGAACUCACACAGGUGAGAAGCCAUAUCCAUGUAAAACUUGUGGUAAAUGUUUUAGUGACAGUAGUUCCUUGACUACACACAUGAGAACUCACACAGGUGAGAAGCCAUUUCAAUGUAAAUGUUGUAGUAAAUUUUUCUCACAGAGUACUGCUUUGACUACACACAUGAGAACUCACACAGGUGAGAAGCCAUAUUCAUGUAAAACUUGUGGUAAAUGUUUUAGUGACAGUAGUUCCUUGACUACACACAUGAGAACUCACACAGGUGAGAAGCCAUAUCCAUGUAAAACUUGUGGUAAAUGUUUUAGUGACGGUAGUUCCUUGACUAAACACAUGAGAACUCACACAGGUGAGAAGCCAUAUCCAUGUAAAACUUGUGGUAAAUGUUUUAGUGACAGUGGUCACUUGACUAUACACAUGAGAACUCACACAGGUGAGAAGCCAUAUCCAUGUAAAACUUGUGGUAAAUGUUUUAGUGACAGUGGUCACUUGACUAAGCACAUGAGAACUCACACAGGUGAGAAGCCAUUUCAAUGUAAAUGUUGUAGUAAAUUUUUCUCACAGAGUACUGCUUUGACUACACACAUGAGAACUCACACAGGUGAGAAGCCAUAUUCAUGUAAAACUUGUGGUAAAUGUUUUAGUGACAGUAGUUCCUUGACUAAACACAUGAGAACUCACACAGGUGAGAAGCCAUAUCCAUGUAAAACUUGUGGUAAAUGUUGUAGUGUCAGUGGUCACUUGACUAAACACAUGAGAACUCACACAGGUGAGAAGCCAUAUCCAUGUAAAACUUGUGGUACAUGUUUUAGUGUCAGUGGUCACUUGACUACACACAUGAGAACUCACACAGGUGAGAAGCCAUAUCCAUGUAAAACUUGUGGUAAAUGUUUUAGUGACAGUAGUUCCUUGACUACACACAUGAGAACUCACACAGGUGAGAAGCCAUAUCCAUGUAAAUCUUGUGGUAAAUGUUUUAGUGACAGUAGUUCCUUGACUACACACAUGAGAACUCACAUUAUAUCAUUGAAUUGCUAAAGCCUCAUACUCCAACCCGAGCCCUCAGGUCCACAAACUAGAACCUUCUAGAAGUUCCAAAGACCAAUUAUAGAAGUCCAGGUGAUGGCUCCUUCCACACUGUUGCACCCUGACAUUGGAGUGGUCCUCCUUUUAGCCUUACUAGUCUUGACAGUCUGGACACUUUGAAAAAAAAAAAACAGCAGAAGCCCCUUUCAUUUAAAGCGGCUAUAUCUAAAUAUAGUAUUUUCUUAUUUUUAACUCAAAUUUGUAAUCCUCUUUCAAUUGUUUAAUGGUAUUUUAUAAAUACGUGACUUAGAUUCUUAUUUCUGUUUUAAGGUCAGUAGGAUUUUAUGACAAUGAUUUGUUUUCAUCUAUGUGAAACACCAUGUGAUUUUCUGUGUGUGAUGAGUGCUAUAUAAAUAAAAUGUACAUACAUGUGAAAA